This is a messenger RNA of Brassica napus (rape), 615 nucleotides long. RefSeq names its product glutathione S-transferase T3-like. The record is from RefSeq and is a predicted model, not a curated record. Bases 1 to 615 code for a protein of 204 amino acids. The transcript is spliced from 2 exons. Lineage: Eukaryota; Viridiplantae; Streptophyta; Magnoliopsida; Brassicales; Brassicaceae.
AUGGUGGUUGGCAAUGAGCAACAAUCAGGUGAUUUUUUUAAACGCUUUGGAGCCUACUUCGCGGCAUCACCGAAGGUUGCAGGAAGCGAACGGAGAGAGCCAAGCAACUGCAAGCAGCGUUGGCAGAAGAUCAACGACAUGAUGUGUAAGUUUUGUAGAGCUUAUGAGGCUGCAACAAGGGAGAAAACAAGCGGACAAAAUGACAAUGAUGUUCUGAAGAAAUCUCAUGAGAUCUUAUACAAUAACCAUAAGAAGAAGUUCAACCUUGAGCAUGCCUGUAGAAAUGAAGGAAGCUCAAGAAAGAGGAAGUAUGAGGACGGUGCUCAAUCUUCAACCUCUAGAGCUACUGAAACCAACACUUCUGAUGCUGAUGAAGCAAGCAAUCGACCACCGGGUGUUAAGGCAGCUAAGGAACGGGUUAAGAAGACGACGGUGGAUGAGAAGGGGCUGUCUGAGUUUCAGACGAUGUGGUCCAUAAAACAACAGGAUCUAGCCAUGAAAGAACGGCUUUCCAAGAUGUCUAUGCUUAACAGUCUAAUUGGAAAGCAAGAACCACUGUCUGAGUGCGGGGAAGCUUUAAAGCAGAAGCUCAUCAUUGACUUGUUCUCUGUUUGA